GUCACCAAAAGAAUUAAAGGCCUUUUCUUAGAACUGAAUAACACACACUACUGCUGCUGCUGCUGCUGCUGCUGCUACCGUUACUUCUCUUUCUUCUCCCAGUUCAGCCCGCCGCCGCCUUCAUCCUUCAACAAGGGUCCUCGGCCUAAAAGAGCAUGCGUGCUCGUCCCCUCCCGUUGACUUGUUCAAUCUCGCAUGCCCAUCUACCGUACGGCCAUCCUUCUCUCCCCCUCGGCCCAAGUUAUGCGCUGGUCAGUCAGUCCCCUUUCCGUCCCGCGGCGCGAUGGGGGAAUGGGGGAGGGGGGGUGGCGGAUGAGGAAAAGGAGGGAAAACUAGGUAUGUAUCAUUAUAUGUAUAUAUCCGGCGCCUAAUUCGUCGACUUGUUUCUCGAAACAAGGGGGUACAUUCAAAGUAAUAAUAGUAAUAAAGAAAAAGGCUUUCUCCUUUCCUGCAGACCGCCCAAAAGUCC
This is a messenger RNA of Colletotrichum navitas, 469 nucleotides long. RefSeq lists its product as uncharacterized. The transcript has a single exon. The record is from RefSeq and is a predicted model, not a curated record. Bases 156 to 371 code for a protein of 71 amino acids. Lineage: Eukaryota; Fungi; Ascomycota; Sordariomycetes; Glomerellales; Glomerellaceae.